CACGUCUUUAACGAAGUCUUUAUUGUAUGCGCAUACGAGAACCGAGAAGUCGGUUUUGCCAGUGGAUGUAUGUCAAUAGACCUCAUGCUCCCUGAAGGCAGCCAAUCAUGAUUUUCUAAUCCGAAGGUCUUUUCGGAUCGUUCCGCUCCCGUUUCUUUCCUUUCGCAAAACACUGUCCCGUGUCCCUGAUUCAAGCGCGCCCCCAUGCUCUUGACGCGACUCCGCGUGGAUCCGUCUGUGGGUGAAUGACUGCCAGACCAGCAGAAGAAUGGCUCUACCUCAAAGGAAUAUAUCGGGCAAUAAGACAAGUUAAUUUUGAUCUACAACUACCACGUUUGGAUAUCUUAACUGAGGCAGCCACCGCUUCUUCUCCUACCUUCAUCUUGUAGCAAUUAAGUCGUAUCGCUUGGAUUUUUUUCAAUGCAAUUCUUUUGUUUGAGAAGAGGGAAAGAACCAUCAGGUUAAGCGGACUCUGGUUGUCCGCUCUCUACAAGGGAAGUGAAUCUUUUUCAGUCUCACUUGCAACAAUUUUAUCGGGGCAGGGAUGUCAUCGGCACGGGUAGAUUACAUUGCACCAUGGUGGACGUAUUGGCUCCAUAAUUUCCCCCAUAUCAACUUGAGGUUUCAGCCAGUCGAUCACACGUUCUUGCCGGAGGACGCGAAUUACCAGCAGACACUGAUCUUCCUGGCGUGCGUGGCGGCGGCCGGCCUGGGGAUCAACCUGCUGGGCCUGGCCAUCUACCUCAGCUGCCUGUGCUGCUGCCGCAAGGACGAGGAGGAGGACGAGAGCAAGAAGCCCAACUCCUGCUGCGUCACCUGGUCCGCCGUGGCCGCCGGACUCAUAUGCUGUGCCGCCGUGGGAGUGGGUUUCUAUGGCAACAGCGAGACCAACGAUGGAGUGUACCAGCUGACCUACUCGCUGUACAACGCCAACCACACGCUGGGUGGAGUGGACAACCUGGUGACCGGCACCAUGGGCAGCAUGGAGAGCGGCCUGACGCAGCACCUGUCGCGUCUCGACGAGAUCUUCGCGGCGCGCGGCGACUUUGUGCAGACGCUGCAGUUCAUGCAGCAGAUGGCCGACAGCAUCAUCAAGCAGCUGCUGGGCCUGCCCGACUGGGAGCAGCUCAACGUGGACCUGGCCGCGCUCGCCAACCAGACCGCCCGUGUGGAGUACUACAGGUGGUUGACGUACCUGCUGAUCCUGAUCCUGGACCUCGUCAUCUGCCUGGUCGCCUGCCUUGGCCUGGCCAAACAAUCCCGCUGGCUCCUCACCACGAUGAUGGUGUUCGGAGUGCUGACGCUAAUCCUGAGCUGGGCCUCACUGGGAGCCGACAUCGCUGCUGCUGUGGGCACGAGUGACUUCUGUGUAUCGCCGGAUAAGUUCAUAAUGAACCAGACGAAGGAUCUGAUCAGCUCCGAUAUUGUACAUUACUACCUGUACUGCAGCCAGACCCUCCCCAACCCUUUUCAACAGUCCCUGACGGUCUUCCAGAGGUCUCUGACCACAAUGCAGAUUCAGAUCCAGGGUCUGCUGCAGUUUGCUGUGCCUCUCUUCCCCACUGCUGAGAGGGACCUGAUGAGCAUCCAGCAUUUGUUGAAUGCCUCCGAGGCCAGUCUACAUCAGCUCACAGCACUGCUAGACUGCCGGGGACUGAACAAGGACUACCUGGAUGCCCUGAUGGGUGUGUGCUAUGACGGUGUGGAGGGGCUGCUGUACCUGUGCCUCUUCUCCCUGCUGGCCUCCUGUGCCUUCACUGUCAUGCUGUGUGCCAUACCACGAGCCUGGAGACAAAUCGCCAACAGGGAGCGUGAUUACGACGACAUCGACGAGGAGGACCCGUUCAACCCGUCAGCACGACGCAUGACGGGCCAUACCCCCGGUGCCCAUGGCAACAUGCACAGCUUCUGCAGCUACAGCAGCAGCAUGGGCAGCCAGACGAGCCUGCACCCGCCCCCCACCCAGACUGUCAGCAACGCGCCCGUCUCCGAGUACAUGAACCAGACGGCGCUGUUUGGUGGGAACCCUCGUUAUGAGAACGUCCCUCUGAUUGGUCGAGGCUCUCCUCCCCCUUCGAUAAACUCACAGCAAUUUAGAAACCGAUACUCACCAACCAUGAGGGCCACCUACCUGUCCAUGACGGAGGACCAGAUACGACACUUUGGGAACGACUUCCAAGCGUAGGCCUGCGGAGUCUCACCACGUCACUCUGUGUCUUCUCCACGUUUUUGAAAGUGAAAUUCAUAUGGUCAACACCAAUACGGACACACACACACACACAGGAAAUAAUAUCUUUCCAAAGAAAUUAAAAUAUGAAAGAGAGAGAGACAUAGACAGUGUGUGUGUGUGUGUAAUAGUGGUCUCAGUACUAGCCUGCUGCUUUUGGACAAUUACUUUUGGAGGACAAGAAGCUGGAGGAGGAGGAGGAGGAAAAGGAGGAGGAGGAAGAGUGCUUGAGAGUCCACACAGACAUCGCCACAAUUUCUGUCUCAUGAAAUACAGUUCAGCAUCUCAGGACUUUUCAACAAUGCAACCGGUCAUCCUCUGUCCUUUCUCUGCUGUCCUCUGCCUCUGGUCUUCCCUCAGUAUCCACCUACUCCCCCAGCCUAACUGCUAACCCUGUCAUAUCAAAGUCUGUAUCUGUCAUAUCACUUAAAUGUUAAAUGUUUUCGUGCAUUGGAACAUACAGUACAACAGCUCUUCUGUCUGUCUUCCUGAAAUGCUGGUAGAUUGUGAGCAAGGAUGGAAGAUGAUCUUGAAUGGUAACAAAAGCACAUCUUUUGAACAGAAUGGAUCUCAACAGACUUGACAGUUUUAAGUCUGGAAGCUGUUUUUACCUCGUAUGAGGGACAUGAAAGAGAGUCUGAAUUCAUUUCAGAUUUUGGCAACACAUUUCAGUGAAAUCUCAUUGUAUAUCUAUGGAGGCAACUCCAGUCUUACCAUGCAGUCUUCUCUGUGUAUAUUGAUAAGAAAAGAUGUAGUGCGGAAUUGAUUAAAUUGAUUAAUAGUGAUAGAUUCAUGGUAUUACAAAACUGGCAUUACUAUCAUUAUUUACUUUGCCCAAUGUGGUGAACAAAAAAAAAUUGAUUAACAAGAUGUUCUGUUUAAAGUGAAAUAACAUUCUGGAUGAUAAUCCGUUUGUCUGUUCGGGAGUGAAAACAAUUAUGUUGUUUAACAGAAAAAUUCUUAGCAUGUCCUCUGUGCCUCUUUUCGACAUGUUUUCGACCUCCUGUCCCCACCCUCAGCACACUGUACAGCCAUCGACGGUUACAAUCUGUAGCCUAUCGUCUACAUGAGCACAGUUUGCUGGCCUCAGAGGAAGCCAACUCUUAUGUAUGUGGUGUGUGUGUGUGUGUGUGUGUGUGUUACAGAGACUGCUCUGUAUAUGAGCACAUGUGUACUCACCAGUGUUUAUUGAGGUGUGUGUAUGUGGCUAAAUCUGUGAUACACAUGUCUGAUGGUGGAGCCAGUGAUAUUUUGGAACUGUUGAUAUUUGAUAUGUUCAACAUUUAAACCACACUGUCCAUAUUCCCUACUAGUGAAACUAGCAAAACAUUUUUUUAACGACAGUCAUAUAUUUCUCUCUGGGUCCUGUGAAGCACAAAAUCAUUCAAAUGAAGUGCUUGUGAAACUGAAGUAAGGAGUGAUUGAGUGAGUACAGUAGCCUACUGUGCACACAUGGUGGCCUAACCAAGGCUACCUCAUUCCUUGCACUCUGAGCCAUUAAAAUGCCCCUUUCUGUUUGCAUAUCCUCCAUUGAGACCCUUUUCCAUUUCCCAUAGCCAUGGUAAAACUGUUGAAGUAGGCUAACCAACUUAUGUACAUAGCAUGUAUAAUAACAAAUUAUUUGUGUGUGGAUUUUUUUAAUUGUUUUAUUUUCUGUCUAGUCUAUAGCACAUGCAAGGCUCUUAGGCCACUAAAGUUUGACUAACAGAGCAAUUUGAACUUACUUCUGAACUUACAGAGCAAUUGGAGUUGCUCCAAGACCACGAGCAAGGGGAAUAUUGUGGUAAAGGCAUUUCAUGUGUAGCCUUAUUGGUGAGUUUUUCUUAAUUGUCCAUAAUGGAACACUGUUGCAAUGAUGUUUUUAACAAAGUGUCUUCUCAGUUGUGGGAGUAGGUCACUCUUUCCCUUUUAGCAAAGACAAAAAAAAAAAAUUCUACCACUGUCUGAAUUGUCAUUGCGCCGAAUUUUUCAUGUUUUACUUUGUGUUUUCUUUUCUUUUUCUUUUGAUGUUGGGUGCAUGUGAGUCGACACUGCCCUCCACAGUGAGUGGUGCGUGGUUUCUAUGUGGCGUUAUUUCUCAGAAGAAUAACGGUGUUGACAAUAAAAGUACUUUUAAACAUGA
Messenger RNA from Alosa alosa (allis shad), 4349 nucleotides. It is a transcript of the gene ttyh2, whose product is annotated as tweety family member 2. Gene Ontology annotation, cellular component: plasma membrane. Gene Ontology annotation, molecular function: intracellularly calcium-gated chloride channel activity; volume-sensitive chloride channel activity. The transcript has 15 exons. The record is from RefSeq and is a predicted model, not a curated record. Bases 545 to 2185 code for a protein of 546 amino acids. Lineage: Eukaryota; Metazoa; Chordata; Actinopteri; Clupeiformes; Clupeidae.